GCGUGUCCACCAGAUGGUGCCAGCGUAGAACUCCGGCGGAAAGUUUUGUUGACGGAAGUUCAUACACGAGAGGAGGAGCAGGGAUGGUGCGGUUGAAGUCGAGGUAUUUACUGUGCGAGGUGAAUGUGUCGAAAAGGAACGAGCUGUUGCUUCUGGAUGACCGGUCAAUUGCUUCAGCGGUGAGAGCAGCGGUGGCCCGCAUGCARGGAGACUAUGGGGCAGCUCUUUGCAGCAUCCGAUUCUCCGUUAAAUAUCUUAAUGCACAUACRGGAAUAGUAUUUCUACGUUUCCCCAAAAGAUGCUACAAACUCCUCUGGUCUGCUUUGCCAUUCAUCACCAGCAUUGAAAGUGGACGGCAUAUAAUUCCAUGUUUUCUAAAUUGUCUGCAUGUGGGAGGAACCAUUAGAACAUGUCAGAAGUUUUUGAUCCGAUACAACGCCCAACAGCUUCAUCGAAUGCUCCCUAAAUGUAAAAACGAAGAAGAAAAAGUGCAGGUUCGCCAAGCAAUCCUGAGCUGCUGUCUACCAGGUGGAACCAAAGAAGAAUUUCAGGAUGACUUGGAGAGUGAGGAAGAUGAGGAAGAGUGACCUCACAGCUGUCUUCUGCUCAGAUGCCUAGUUGAGGCUAUUUUUGUUACAAGACUGGAAAAAACAACAUAGUUUAAAACAGUUUAUUUCAAAAAUAUGUGACAUUAAAACUGUCUGGAACAAAGUGCUGGAUACUUACUCGUCCGCUGGACAUACCUGCAUUGUAAUCACCUCCAGUUUUUAAACUCCGAGGUAAAAAUUCAGGUAUUGGUCAUCUUGGAUAUUUUAAACCUUCUUGUCAUACAUCCAAAUAUGAAAUAGUGAGUGAUAAGCCUGGAAAGUAAGUAGUUUGUAAUACAUUUUAAAUCAUUAGGCUUUAAUUUAAAAAAUAGCAAUGUUUGUAAUUUACUUUAGAGAUUGAUAAUUCAGACCAWAUGUGUCUUAUAUAACUAGUCUAUAAAUCAGUCAAAUUCCAACAUGAUUAUUUGUCAAAUGGUCUCAUGAAUAAUUUAGGGAAAGCAGAAUAAAGGUCCAGUCUGUUUAGUGUUACCAAAUAAGGAGCGUGUUUUUAAAUAAAUAAAUAAAUAUAAACAAAUCAACAAAUAAAUAGGCAAGCAAGCUUCGAAAYUAAAACUAAUUUUCAUGUAWYUAGGGAAGAAUAAGAUGGGCUAAUUUUUAGUUAAACAUUUUCUGUUUUAUUAAGUUGUUGUGUUAAGAUGUAUUUUGCAUGGUUAUCCUCCUGAGUUUUUUGUCGAGCUUUACAAAACGAAAUAAAAAAGACGCAAGUACUACAUUUCCCGAA
Molecule: messenger RNA, 1329 nt
Organism: Austrofundulus limnaeus
Lineage: Eukaryota; Metazoa; Chordata; Actinopteri; Cyprinodontiformes; Rivulidae
Gene: pop5
Product: POP5 homolog, ribonuclease P/MRP subunit
Exons: 5
Coding region: 84-587 (167 amino acids)
Biological process (GO): tRNA 5'-leader removal
Cellular component (GO): ribonuclease P complex
Molecular function (GO): ribonuclease P RNA binding
Source: RefSeq, a predicted model, not a curated record